This is a messenger RNA of Linum trigynum, 2089 nucleotides long. NCBI's taxonomy places the organism in Eukaryota, Viridiplantae, Streptophyta, Magnoliopsida, Malpighiales, Linaceae. The record is from the annotation of a GenBank genome assembly.
CAAUAUUGUUUCACAAGGUAACAGGUACUUGAUUUUGGUUCAUAAAGACGAUUUUUUAUUUGGUUCAAAAAUGCACUAUUUUUAUCAUGUGUUUUCAAAAAAAACUAUACAACAAUAAACUAUGCACGCCAUUACAUUAUCAAAUUUCAUACCUCACCUUCCUCCGGCCAACUGGCCGGGGCCCACACUAGUUCUUUCAUACAAAACGAACCUUCAGUGUCCAGGUUCUUCGUUGUCUAUUGUGAUUGUUACUUCACAGUUCAUAAUAGCAAAUCUCAAGUGGAGCAUUUCAAAGCCAAAAAGUAGCCUUAGUUGUGGUCAAUGGACGUUUGUAUUGAACCAUGGAUUUCUUCAAAACUGUCUACAGAUAGCCUGCUGCUCUUCCAUUCCAAGUACCCAAGCUCGAGAUAAACAAUAACAAAGAGCGCGAUGAAUAAAUUGAACUUUUCUUUUCGUCCUGGUUUGUUGGUGUACGAGGCAAGAACUCAACUCGCGAUGAAGAAAUUGAUCAUUUCCGUUCGCCGGGUGUUUGUUGGUGUACGAGAAAAGAACCUCAACUAAGCACCACAGGGGUGUAACAUGAUGGUUGAUCAGCUUAUCUUCUGAGUAUAAGAUUUGAGAUUCAAUCCAUUUCCACGAACCCUAACAAUACACGCAAGGAAAGCGUCAACUUAGGAGAACCAAAUCCACUGUUAAAGUUAGGGCAAUCCAUUUUCACUGUCAUACUUUUCAAGUAGAGAAACAAUUGCUUAUGGAGGGCAAAUAUGAGAGCUGCAAGCCGUGGAGCAUAGUUCCAUGGAGGGAGAAUAAACGGUUAUACCUACGGAACAAACCUGGACGCAGUCUCAGCACCGCUUCGGCACAAUGAAACUGAAUAACACGCAAUCCCAGAUGAACCGACCUCCCAGCACACGAAGAAUUCAGUAACAGGGUACCAUCUGUACCAUCAUGUGAUUGCUCUAUACCACCAGCCUCGCAUCUCAUCCUUGUCAUUCUGGUUUACCACACUGUACCCUCAACCAUCUUUGCUUCCCGACACAAUUUCGGAAUUUCCACACCCUGCUGCAACCGUUUAUAUACAUCCAAAAGCUUUCUUUCUUUGCUCUUGUCCAACUGAUUUCUCGUCAGCUAUUACCACGACCUGAAACUAGAUCUCGCAGAUUGGAGAAGAAAGUUCACCUGCCGCUUUGGAAUUGCCAUCACCAUAGCGACCGCCUCAAAUAUGAGAAGUAAAUUUGGACAUCAUGCCCCAGUUCUCAGAGAUUGAGCCAAAUACUAAACAGAAUUUUAGCAGUCCCCAGAGAGGUCCUACAUUCCUGAGAUAUCUACACGCUUCCUUCACCUCCGGACUCUUUUCGAACAAGGUACUCAAUAUCAACAAUUUUGGCAAAAGCAAGAUAUAGGCUGCCCUUGUACCAAAAAUGUCUUCCGACCAUUACCUAAUGAUUCCUACAUAUGCUGGCUACACCAUAUCUCAGUUAUCUGUUAUCCAUUACCAACAGCUCGGUGAGAGUAAGCUAAAACUGCUCAGCCUUCUCAUCUCAACACAAAACUUCAGAAGUAGUACACCAUCUUGUGAUCGGCUGUACCCAUGCUUAGUACUACCAACAAAAGGGAGCGGCCAGUUUCAGUUUCUUACUUGGAUCAAACCUGCAACUGGGGAACCAAGCAGGAGUCACGGCAGAUAUCUGAACCUGCAGCGACACCAGCAUCCAUGACUUCGAAUUACAACCUCAUUUCAUUACAUGGCAGUUUGCAGUCACUAAAUCAGCUCACGAGUAUCAUGCGUCGGAUCCUCCAUAGUCCUAAGACUCCAUCCCGAGAACGGUUCCCAGUUGAUAACUUCUGUGGAAUAUUUCAGGCUACAUAAAACCCUGCAAAUCGGAUUAUGUCAAUUGAUAUUCGAGGAUACUUAUGCAUGAUACUGGCCCUUGAACCCAGAAUGCACUUUACAAAGAACUGUAUCAAAUGCCUUUAAGAGCUCCAGCAACUUUGGAAACAGUAUUUGAUCUAGAACCCACAAAUGUUUAUAUCAAGCUAAAUUAUUUCAUAAUUAUUCUACAUAAAGCAAUGAACAAAAAAUUUCCUC